This is a messenger RNA of Cottoperca gobio, 1880 nucleotides long. It is a transcript of the gene antxr2b, whose product is annotated as ANTXR cell adhesion molecule 2b. Lineage: Eukaryota; Metazoa; Chordata; Actinopteri; Perciformes; Bovichtidae. The transcript has 19 exons. The record is from RefSeq and is a predicted model, not a curated record. Gene Ontology annotation, molecular function: transmembrane signaling receptor activity. The coding region runs from base 518 to 1762 and encodes 414 amino acids. Gene Ontology annotation, cellular component: cell surface; plasma membrane.
AGUAACAUCGAUUACGGAUGUCUGAAUGUCUCACUUGGUUUAACACUACAGCUUGACCCUACACAGAGACGGAGGGGAAGGACUCACCAGGGAAACAUCGUUCAGGGAUCUUGGUGACGUAGAACAGGAAGGCAGAUCCAGCUAUCAGUGGCGAAUCCUCCAUUGAGCCAGACCCAGUGGCACGAAGGAAUCACACUGAUGCCGGCCACACAGCAGAAGAUCGUCAUGCGUAUCCGUCGCCAGUCGUUGCUGAGGUAACGAGGGUGGACCUGAGCGCAGAAGACUGCCAGGAUCAGGGACAGCACUGUCAGCAGCGUUACAGUAGAAAGCGUAGAAGAUCCCAGGUACAUAACAGCCCAGGAUGCCGACAGAGAUUCCUGCGUAGUCCAAGGAAAGCCAGCGACGGCAAGUCUUCUCUGAUCGGUGGCACGAGAACAGGUCAGGCAGUGUGUUUGGACACUGGGAUGAGAUCUAUGGAUUUGUGGAGCAGCUCACCAACAGGUUUGUCAGUCCCAGGAUGAGGGUUUCCUACAUCGUCUUUUCAGCCAAAGCAGUUGUAAUACUGCCGCUAACUGGAGACAGGUCUAAGAUAGAUGAGGGUUUGGAAAAGCUGAGCCAAAUCAAACCUGCUGGUGAAACCUACAUGCACGAAGGCAUGAAAGCGGUGUCGGAGCAGAUGAGGACACAAACGUCGCCGUCGUCCAGCAUCAUCAUCGCUCUGACCGAUGGGAAGCUGGAGGUCUUCCCCUUUGAACUGGCUGUACUGGAGGCUGACAAAGCCAGAGGGUUUGGAGCCAGAGUGUACUGUGUCGGGGUCAUGGACUUUGACCAAAAACAGCUUGCUGAAAUAGCAGACAGCACGGAACAAGUCUUCCCAGUGCUCUCCGGGUUUCAUGCCCUCAAAGACAUCGUCAACUCGAUCCUGAAGCAGACAUGCGCAGAUGUAUUCACAAUAGAGCCGUCGAGUGUUUGUGUGAAUGAGUCUUUCAGUGUGGUGCUGAGGGGCAGUGGCUUCAGCGGAUCCAGGAGGACAGACAACAUACUCUGCUCCCUCACUGUCAAUCAAAAGACAUACGACCAGAAGCCAAAUGUAGUGAGAGACGGCUAUCUACUGUGUCCAGCUCCUGUCCUGCAAGAGGUCGGACAAUCAAUCGAAGUGCUGGUCAGCCUGAACAAUGGACAAUCCUACAUCUCCAGUCCCAUCACUAUCUACGCUACGAGAUGUUCAGAUGGGAUCUGGGUGCUCUGGUUGCUGCUGGCUCUGUUGCUGUUACUGGCUCUGGCUUUAUUCUGGUGGUUCUGGCCUCUGUGCUGCACUGUGGUGAUCAGAGACCCACCCCCCUCACGCCCUCCUCCGCCACCUCCUGUCAUUGAGCCAGAAGAAGAUCUUUCACCCAAACACAGGUGGCCUACAGUGGACGCUUCAUACUAUGGAGGCCGAGGUCCUGGAGGAAUCAAACGCAUGGAGGUGCGUUGGGGGCAGAUGGGCUCCACAGAGGAAGGGUCACGUCUAGAGAAAACCAAAAACGCUGUGGUCACUAUGCCGGAGGGAGAGGAGGAGCCCAUUAUGUCCCGACCCCCGCCACGACUUCCUCCUAUCUACAACCCCCCAUCACAGUCCAAAUGGUACACUCCCAUCAAGGGGCGCUUUGAUGCAUUGCGGGCAUUAUUAAGGAGACAGUACGACAGAGUGGCGAUCAUGAGGCCGACAACUCAGGACAAGGGCCGCUGCAUUAACUUCACCAGAGUUCAGAGUCACUGACGUUCAAACAUGACCAUCGACACUUUUCACUUUAUCCCAGUUUUUGGCUGAGAUGUACACUCAGAGAUGAUUGCUUGGAUUCAACGUGUAUUGUAAAUAAAUGUCUUUAUUAUAUAUA